AUGGCUCGCCGAACCACAAGAGGCAUAAAGAAGAGCUACGUUGAGGCACCUAUUGUUUUCGAUGAUGAGGACGAGCCAAUCCCCGUCACAUCCAAGGACUCCGACGAUGAGGACUUUACUGCCCCGGAGCCCGCUCAGGAGGAAGAGGAUGACAAGGAUGAAGAAGCCGACAUGGCCGAUCCUACCAGUGAAGAAGACGAGGCCGAGGACGAUGAAGAUGAUGGCGAUGCUGACGGUAAAAAGAACGAUGCGUCCUCCCAGCCCAAAAAACACCGUAAUACGGGCGCUGGCAUGAUCCAGAGCCGCAAAGGCUUCCAUGACAUUCCUCAUUACCCCCUCGAGACACGCAUUGUGACCCGUGUCUACGCAGGUCCCUUGAGGCGAUAUGCGCGGUAUAGUGCCCUGCGCGACUCCAUGUACGGGCCCGAGUACAACCGCAUCAAGAUCAUAUGGGACUUGGAGAUGCGAUGGGCCGAAUUUCCCGCUCUGCCACCCAGGUACUUGCCUCAUGAACCCCAGGGCAUCUGUCCCAGUCCAUGGCUCGCGCCUGCCUUCGAGCGUACACAGGAACAAAAUGCUGCUCGAUGGUACAAUAACUACUACGCCAAGAGUCCCGAGGUACAGCAAUGCCAUUUGCUUUCUAGUCAUGAGGGGGAGCAUCUAAUUCCUCAAGCCGGAGGUGAUCUUGUUACCUUCAUUGGGCCCUGGUAUCGCCAGGGAGAGUUCCGGUUUGCCCAAGGCCAGAGUUUACCGAUAACGGCUUCUGGUCUCCCAACGAGCACAUCCGAAGACCAAGACAAGAGCUCAACAGGCUGGAUGCUCGACAUUGGAAGUAUUCCGCUUGCCAUGGGCUGGGUUCCAUCUCUCGUCAAUGCCAAGCAAGUUCUCGCCAUCGCAAGCAUACCCUUCGCGGAUCAAGAACCUAGGCGACAAGAAGACGGUGCAGAUAAGUACCAAGACCCCAGUGCUAUGGCUGAAGGCUGCGUCCAGCUUUGGGAGUUCACACCAAAAGAGGCAGACAAAACGCUAGCUCGACCUUCCACCACCCCAGCGCGGCUGAUCAGGACAUUGUGUUUCAGCUGGGGCCGGCCAAAGCGACUGCAGUGGUGCCCCGUGCCUUUUGAGUCGGUCGGUAGUUAUGGGCUACUAGCUAUACUUACAGGAGAUGGAAAGGCCCGGAUUAUUGACGUCAAGAAGGUUGAAGAAGGGAGCGCUCCCGUUUACGAAUGGGUACAAUCGCCUGUUGUCACCCUUGGCAUCGAUGAUGACUACAACAACAAGGUGACUUGUCUAAGCUGGGUGAAUAUCAACCGCAUCGCCCUCGGUCACUCGGAUGGGUCUGUCACACUGUGGUCCAUUUUCCCCCGAAAGAUGCUACAAAGAGUCGGAGUACACACCACGUAUGUGAUCGAUAUCUGCUCAGCCUACCCGUCAAAUCCCUACUUGGUCGCCUCGAUUCCCGUUGGCGGAUGUGCAACCUUGACCGACCUGUCGCAGCCAAGCUCCGAACUCACAUACUUCCCUGUUCCCGCUAUCAGCUUCCAGCCGAACAUGCUUUGCUGGAACGAGUCCAUGCAGGGUUUCAUGGCUCUCUACCCAUCUUCCACGCCCAACACGACGAUUGCGUUCCUACACCAUCGCUUCUUUUGCCAAGCUCGUAGUAUCUGCACGGGUCCGAACACUAUCACUUGCAUUUCUGCCGGAGCUACGCACCCGUUUGUGCUGGCCGGUUGUGCAGAUGGCUCGUUAUUCUCUUGCAACGCUCUGCAGAAGCUUUUCAAGCAGAAGGGGGAGCCUUUACAAAAAAUCAAGGUAAUGGAACACGAAUACAGGCCGAUUAGACGUCCUGAACUUCAGGGAAAAGACAGCAGUCGUCCCGUCAGAGGCGCGGUCCGGAUCUUGCAAGGUUUCCUACCGGAGCCCAAUGACGAUCCCAGGACGGAGAAGCGCAAGGAGCUGGACCGGAAGAAAAAGCUAGAAAGAAUGAAAACGGCGUCUGGAAAGAAAAAGGGCCGACCAAGGAAGAAUGGAGGCACCGUAGAGGAUCUGGAUCGGGAGGCCGAGCUCGACGACAAGCUUGCAUCGCGCGUGGUCACCCAUGAGCCGCUGACCAGGCUAACGACGAUUGUAUGGAACCCGAACAUGCAAUACAGCUGCUGGGCGGCGUGUGCAAUGGCUUCGGGUAUUAUCAAGGUGAUGGAUCUUGGAGUGCAGUAA
Messenger RNA from Neurospora tetrasperma FGSC 2508, 2217 nucleotides. RefSeq lists its product as uncharacterized. Gene Ontology annotation, biological process: transcription by RNA polymerase III. The record is from RefSeq and is a predicted model, not a curated record. Lineage: Eukaryota; Fungi; Ascomycota; Sordariomycetes; Sordariales; Sordariaceae. Gene Ontology annotation, cellular component: transcription factor TFIIIC complex. The coding region runs from base 1 to 2217 and encodes 738 amino acids. The transcript is spliced from 2 exons. Gene Ontology annotation, molecular function: protein binding.